Laccaria bicolor S238N-H82 is the source of this 642-nucleotide messenger RNA. RefSeq lists its product as uncharacterized. NCBI's taxonomy places the organism in Eukaryota, Fungi, Basidiomycota, Agaricomycetes, Agaricales, Hydnangiaceae. The record is from RefSeq and is a predicted model, not a curated record. The transcript is spliced from 3 exons. Bases 1 to 642 code for a protein of 213 amino acids.
AUGAAAUUGGCUUAUUCACUGCGGACGCCAUUGAAAAUACCGAAGGAGGGCUGUGGUGAGGUCACCGCUCACGGGCUUGCCAAGUGUGGCUUUGGGGAUGAGCUCCUCGGGGCCUUCAAUACCCUGCAUGGCGAAGAUCUUUCUACCUUCUUGGUAUCCUGGGUUGACAGCAUCCGCAAUGAACUGGUCUCGAAUACUCAUGGCUUCCUUCCCUCACGUCGCCCAGCCCUUGCUGAUGCUAUCCCACCCAACUUUCCUCCAGUGAAUGUUAUUGAGUUUUACGUGCAGCCGAAAACAACUUCAUUUUUCCCUUCUGGCAAGCUCCCCUUUGCGGCGUGGAAACCGCGUGAAAUUCGCAUCAACAAACUCGCAUCGUUUUCCGCAAAGAACCUUGGUUGGACAGAUGCAACAGCGCUCCGAAAAACGUUUCACUCCAAUAUUUGGGAGGGUGUUUUUCUUCAAAUGUUGAUUUCCCCCUGGGUGCUCUAUAAUCCCGAGACUCACAUCAUGCAAACUGAUAACAUGAACACCACAAUUCUAGAACUUCAACCGAAGCAACGCCAGACCCGUCGUCAAUCAAAUAUCUGUUCUUGGCACCGUGUUAAAAUCUCAACCAACAACUUCAUUGAAUUUAGUGUUUGA